CUGUGGCGUCUCGAUGACAAUAUUGUUAGAAAACAGACAGGCAAAGAGAUGUUCACAGAUGUUGAUGAUGCUGAAUUUUGCAGUUCACCACUUCGCUCUUGCAACAACCAGAUGUCAGCACUGCAUGAAGGAAAUCAAUAAAGAGAAGGGUGGUGUGAUUCCAGUGCUUAGCUGGUGAAAUAAAUAUCAUCACAGACAUUUCCUCGGUUGUAUUCAGGAAUACACGAUUUAGUUGUAGUUAUUCUCGUGUUAUGAGUGGAAAUAACAAAGGGCUAACCGCUAAACAGGCAGCUAUCCUCGAGAAGUUUCGAGAAAGUGUGAAAGAUGUCUUGACACAGGAACAGUACAAUGAUGAUCACUACCUGCUCCGCUGGCUGCGUGCCAGGGAGUUUGAUGCCAAAACGUCCGAAAAGAUGAUCAGAAAUAGUUUGAAGUGGCGCAAACAGAUUGGAGCAGAUGAAAUCAGUCGGGAUUAUGUAAUUCCUCAAGUGAUAGAUAAAUACUACACCGGUGGUUUAGUGGGCUUUGACAAGGAAGGGAGUCCUCUCUGGGUAGACCCCUUUGGACAUAUCGAUCUUAAAGGGAUAUGUUAUUCUGCCAGGAAGAUUGACGUGAUGAAGAGUAAAGUGAAGGUGUUUGAGUCAAUUUAUAGGCAUUUUGAUGAACAGACAAAAAAGCUCGGAAAGACAGUGGAUCAAGUGGCGGUCAUAUUUGAUUUGGAAAAUCUCAGCUGGAAACACAUGUGGAAGCCAGGAGUGGAACUCUUCAAUGACCUUGUCCAAAUGGUUGAAGAUAACUAUCCAGAAACAUUGAAAGUCAACUACAUAGUAAAUGCCCCUAAAUAUUUUCCCAUUGCCUUCAACCUUGUAAAGCCAUUCCUGACUGAGACAACCAUCAAGAAGAUCAAAGUGUUUGGAACUUCUGGUUGGAAAGAGGUGUUACUGAAGGAAAUUGAUGAGGACCAAUUGCCUGUGAAGUAUGGAGGGAAACGGAGAGAUCCUGAUGGAGAUGGAAGCUGUAAGAGUGAGAUAUGCUAUGGAGGGAAGGUGCCCGAAUCUUACUUUCUACCUGACAAGUUCACCCUACCUAAAAAAAGUCUAGUUGAUACUACUAUAGGUCGAGGAGGAAAUUUAGAGCUAGAAUUUAAUAUCCAGGAACCAGGUUCAGCUCUCAGAUGGCAGUUCAAGACCCAGGAUCAUGACAUUAUGUUUCUUGUGAUGUACAAGAGGGGCAAAGAGUUAGAGUUUCUCAUGCCAGAACAUCGAUCAAACAGCUUUUUGUAUGUUGAGGAUGGUUAUCUAGAGUGUAAAAAACCUGGAAAAUAUAUUGCCAAAUUUGACAACAGUUACAGCUGGAUGAAGAGCAAGAAAAUUACGUAUGGGGUCGUCGUGUUAUCACCGAGCGAAUUCACUGCAUAUCUACAAACAAUAGGAGUUAAAAAAAGAACUGUUUCGCAAAACCCACCAACUGCAAGGGAGCCAGAUCGUAUUUCACAGAAAUCGUCAGAUCGCUUGUCUCAAAAAUCGGAAUACUUUGAUACGGUUUCUAUUCAUUCCAGGGAGCAAAGACCCAUUUCUGAUUACAACAGGCCCGAAUCUGAGUACCACACACCUGAGUGUGAUGAUCAGAAACUUGCGCCAGACUUCAGUAAGCACAUCAGACAUGGGUCUGAUUCCAAACAAACGAACCCUGAUUAUGGCAGACGUGAUCCAGAUGCCAGUAAACGUGAUCCUCACCGUAUAAGACAUAGGGCAGACUAUGACAGGCCUGAGGCAGAUUACUAUGGAAAUGACUAUGAUUACACUAGAUCUGAUCCGGAGUGCUACUCCAAAUCAGAUUCUAGAUAUUCUGAUCGGAAAUCAAGAUCUUCGGGUACUGGUAGUUACAAAGAUGAUGAGUAUAGAGACGCUGAUUAUGAUGAUGGGUACACCAGAUCUGGGUCGCAUAGCAGUCGAUAUGACGACUAUGCUGAAGAUGCUGACUACAGAUAUAAGACAGACUAUAGGCAUGGGUAUGAGGACAGACAUAGUACUGAUUACAAACAAGAAACUGAGGAUAAGCGCAGCAGGCAUGGUUCAGCGGAAAGAUACAGGGCUGAUUACAAGCAUAGGUCUUAUGGCAGGCACAGCGUCGAUGGUAGACACAGUGCUGAUGAUAGACACAGCACUGAUGGUAGACACAGUGCUGAUAGUAGACACAGCGCUGAUGGUAGAUAUAGCACUGAUGGUAGACACAGCACUGAUGGUAGACACAGCACUGAUGGUAGACACAGCGCUGAUGGUAGACACAGCACUGAUGGUCGACACAGUGCUGAUGGUAGACACAGGGCUGAUGGUAGACGCAGUUCUGAUCACAGACACGGAUCUGAGGAAAGACACAGAUCUGAGGGCAAGCACAGUUAUGAUUACAGGCAUGGCUCUGAAUACACCAGAGAACAAGAUUACAAAGAUGACCCAGAUAGCCAGUAUCGAACUGAUUACAAAGAUGAUAUCGACUACCGUCAUGAGUCCGACUCGGGAAUUGGCACUCGAGAAUCUGAUGACAGGAGGGAGGCAGAUGACAGUCCGAGGCGAUAUGAUGACUACCGUCAGGAUCCGGAUUAUCAGUCUCGGUCUGAUCAUCGGUAUGGAUCCGAAUAUUACCGUGGGUGUGAUCACACAUCACAGAGAGACUAUGACAGAUAUAGUUCCGAUUAUCGCCGUGGUUCAUCCCGGUCGGAUUAUCGAAGUGAGUCUGACUAUAGGCACAGGUAUGAUUAUGGACCAUCUGAUGUAUCAGAUGAAGAAUAUUAUCGGCGACAGUCCGAUGGGCCGACUCCCAAUACUAGCGAGUCAGAAACAGACUCUUAUGCCGCUGGUCGACGCACCAGUUAUUACCAGCGUUAUGAGAGGACACAAUCUCUUUCACGAUUGCAGGCCAUUGAAAAAGAUCAACGAAUUCUGAGACAGCACGAGCUUCCUAAUCAAAAUGGACGUUACUAUAUAAAUGAUGAUGAAUCUAGGAGUGUCUCCCCCGUCCCUGAAUCCAAAGACAUUAGCCAUACCCAUGUUGUUCAACCGGUGAAUGUGCCAAGUAGGGAUAGCCACCGCACCCCUAAACCCCCUAAACCUAGACCGGUUAGCAACCACUCUCAAAAUCAAAUCCCUCUGAGUAAAUCCCAGUCCCUUACUGGCAUCAACACCCUUGUUGACACAAACGAAGCCAAUGUUGCACCGUCUAAUGAAGCACAACCUAGAAGAAGAUCAAAAGGCUCCCCUUUCAAGAAGAAAGUCAAAUCACCACCACGGUCCCCUUCAAAACUUCAACUUGUCAAAACUUCAGUGUGUCGGCAACAGUGAACUAUGUCUUAAAGCUUUUGUGCCAACAACAGACAGCUGGUGAUACUUUGUACAAGUCCUGGUCAAACAUACAACGAACAAUUUAUAAGAUUACUACUGAAUAUGAUAGUUACUGUAGACUUACAAUCCUUUGUCCAAGGUGUUUUAGAGGGUUGAAUGGCACUUUUUCAAUCGUUUCCUUUACCACUCUUCAUCUAUCUCAAAGGUUUUGGCGAGUGUUCUGUCGCCUGUAUUUGGUAUCUAAUUCACCAGUGCCUAUCUAGUUGUCUGUUGUUGCUUGAUAAGAGUAGUGGAGUUUAUCUUAACCUACGGAGAGUUCUAAUUGUAAUCAUAACUGCUGAUGUAUACAGUUUUCUGGGAUAAAUUUCUAAGAUCAAUAUAUGUAGUCAUAGGUGAUAAUCGAUAGAUGUUGACAUGAUGAUCAGGUUUGUAAAAUGUUGAGUCUUGAAGCUCGUGUCUUGAGUGUAAUAAGGCUUUGGUAGUUUGAAUACUGGUCGGCCCUCAGUUCCAACUUGAAUCCACUUGAAAAGAAGUUGAACCUCCUUCGUACAGAACCGGUACAUUGGGACAUUUGUUAGGCAUUGGCCCCAUGUAUAAACUAGAAUAAGUGACUCAUUUUCUUCCGCUUGAAAAUGAAAACUGGAAAAAUGUGUUUUGUUUACAAUUUCUAAACUUGGAGGUCAAAGGUUCUUUGGUGAUGGCAUCUGCAUUUAUUUUCCUUUAUUUACACAGUACUUAUUUUCCUUCUUCUCCUCAGCAUUUAUGUAGUUAUAGUUUACCGUUUUUAUUUGUUAACAAAUUAUUCAAUGAUUGUUUUAUGAAAAGUGCCAUAGAAUCAAAUGACUGCAUUUAUAAUACAUGACAGUGUCUCCCUGCAUAUGUGCCAUGUAUAACAUGUGUAAUAGAUUCGAACUCAUGCACAGCAAUGCAAUACCAGAGAAAGAUACAUGUGCCCAGCAGACGAGAAAUUUUUAUUGCCUGUGAUAAUUGUCACAGGUCGCUGCAGCAAAAACCUCUUGUCUGCUUGGUGCUUUAGUUACAAUGUGGCUUUAGUUACAGAAGGAUAGGACUUCCUGGUUCGGUAUGGUUUGGUUUACCGCCAGGAGAAUAAUGACUGUGGAUGACACCCUGGCCUUCCCCCAUCCAACAUUUCCAGCGUCCUCCUCAAGGUAAGGCUUGAGAUGGCUAAAUCUAGAGUGACCUUGAAGGGUUUUAUCCUUGUGAACAAGGCUGUAGUGAUUUUCUUGAUGAUGUUUAGCAUACACAUUAUGAUUGUUGGUUGUACUUUGAAAUAUAUCAAACUGCAUUUACGAAUUCCCGGUAAGUGCCUUUUGUAAUCAAUAAAGUUUGUAAAUUGCUUUACUAUUUUUAUUUUAUUCAUGAAGAUAUAUGUCUAUUUUUCAUUGAUGUGUAUAUCAUUCAUUUGCUGAUAAUAAUUUAGCUUUUUAAAGAUUGUCUCUUUUGACAGCUUCCUCGAAUAUGUAAAUAUGUUCUUCCUCUAUCGUUGUUGAUAUUGUUGAUGUUAGCCGAGAUCUUGUUAACCCUUAGACAUCUGAGAGCCAAGGCGUGUUUUAGGAUGACUGAGAGCAAUACUUCUUCCUCAUCUUCGCAGCACUCCUAAGACUGUCAGCCCUCUUCGUCGAAUGAACUCAGUCAUCCUUUGCUAUUCCAACCUGUCUCUUUUGUACAGUUGAUCCUUCAUGUUGAUCCGCCAUUUGACCAGUGGGCUUUGUGCAGAGAGCAGUCCUGUAGUACAGGACUAGUUGUCAUCAGUCCCAUGUUGCAAUUGGUAUUUGGUACUUGUGGAACAGGUGGUGCUAGAUUCUGGUGUCACUUCAGAGUCAGUAGAUGGUUACUUGAUGAAUAAUUCAUUCUUGCAUAUCUGUUCUCAGGGUUAUCAAUUUCAAUUCACUGUUUUCCUUCAAUAAUGUGAAUGUGUUCAGUCAGUGGACAGCUAUGUAGAGUGUAUACAAUCUGUAUAUCUUAUCUCUCUGACAAUAUUUCCAGUCUCGCUGAAAGGGCCUAGUUUGAAAUGAUGUAAAAUGAUAAUAGUCUUGUUAAUAAGCAGUGUUGACCACAGCGAAUCUCAAGCUGUUUAUAUCUAGUCACGUCAUUACCAGUUUACACUUCUAUGUUAAGGAUAUGUGUAUAUAUAUUUAAACUUUUUGAAUGUAGCAUGUAAAAAUAUGUUAAAGUCUAAAUGCUACAGCAUUGCAUUUCGUGAUGUAAAUAUAUGUAAAAGUCUAAAUGCUUUGGCAUUCUUUUCCUGAUGUGUCUUUCCUCCUGAAGUUGAACUUGACAUCUAUGUAUCGGUGAAUGUUGGUCAACUUGAGUGUAAUCUAUGUAGUGAUAAUUUCACACUAUGUAAUAAGGUUUGGAGUGUGAUUUGCUGGAUGGGCCACAUGAUCAUUUCCCUUUUGUGGGUAGGGGGAAUUCUAUAGGUAAACGCAGAUAUGAAAUAAUCAUGAUGCAGAGAGAGUUAAAAGCCUGUGAUAAGGGUGGGUCAGGUUGAAAAAUAUGAAAAUCCUGUUGAAGAGCGUUAUUAGUUUUCCGUCAUAACAAUCAGAAACCCCCCCCCCUCAAAUUAUAAGAGAGAGAGAGAGAGGUUCGGGGGUCGCCCUUUCAUGAGCACUGCGGUCAUGAAUCCUAAUAAUAAGGUAGUGGCCAAUCAAGGGUGUGUAGUCGCUAGUAUAUUUUUUCAGUACAUCACACAUUGUUCACUGGCAAAGGUAGAAUCUAUAAGAGAGGUUAAAUCCGGUAAUCAUCAUAGAUUCUAUGAUAGCCCAUCAUAGAUUCUGUAAACUGAUAAUUUCCAUCAUAGAAUCUAUGAUGAAACAAGAUGGUAGUAUCUAGCAUAUGUGCCCAUCAUAGAUUCUAUUGAUGGAAUCCGUUGUAGAAUUCUCAUCACAGAAUCUCCAAUUGACUGGGAGGUCGUAGAAUCUAUGAUGGCCCGUAAUAGAAUCUGCAUGGAUGUUGGUAGACCCACUGUAAAACGAGGUUUGUGAUAAUCAUCACAGAUUCUACCACCGGCCAUUCAUAGAUUCUAUGCCUGUGUAAGAACUCUCUUAAAUUUCCUUUCGUAGUAAAUAGAGAUACUACUCUUUAUUCAAGUUAGUGGUCUCCACUAAUGAAACCUUGAAUCUGUUUUUGGGAUUCAUCUUAGUUCUUUCACACUAUGUGAGUUUUAAAGGAGAGUACUAUUGUGAAAUAAAAUUUCUUGUUUUGAUGUGAUGUAAAAAAUCCUGAAAAGUCUUUGAAUUUGUAAUCUAGUGGAAUGAUGAAUAGAAAUAAAAUUUAGCUGUUUAUGUUG
Lineus longissimus is the source of this 6648-nucleotide messenger RNA. RefSeq lists its product as uncharacterized. Bases 252 to 3338 code for a protein of 1028 amino acids. The transcript is spliced from 12 exons. Gene Ontology annotation, cellular component: cytoplasm. The record is from RefSeq and is a predicted model, not a curated record. Lineage: Eukaryota; Metazoa; Nemertea; Pilidiophora; Heteronemertea; Lineidae.